UUAAUGAUAAAAUUCCUCCAUUACUGCAGUUGUUUACACUAGCGACCCCGUUGCCCGCAAGUUCCAACAAGCGCACCGUUUUUCAGGUGCAUUUUGGGAUAAAAUGGCUGCGCCCAUGAAGAAGUUCUUGACCAGAAUUGUUGCUCAAACUGGGGAAUCACCUAUUGGUUCAGUUAUAUUUUUGCAUGGAUCGGGUGAUACUGGAAUGGGUGUGCAAGAAUGGGUAAAUAGUGCUCUUGGCUUGAAACAGUUGACAUUCCCACAUCUUAGAAUACUGUACCCUACAGCACCUGCUAGGUCUUACACCCCUAUGAUGGGACAAUACUCCAAUGUAUGGUAUGACAGACAACAUAUAUCACCAUCAGCUCCUGAUGAUACUUCUGUAGAUACAAUGGCAGCCGACCUUUCUGAACUUAUUAAAUCAGAGGUAGAACUUGGCAUCCCAGUCAAUAAGAUUGUUAUAGGAGGAUUUUCAAUGGGUGGAGGUAUGGCUUUACAGCUGGGAUACAGAUAUCUGCGUGAAGUAGCUGGCGUGUUUGCCCUCUCGAGCUUCCUUGGCACACAGUCAUUAGUUUAUCAGGCCCUGAAAACUGACUCAAGAUCAUUACCACCUUUGUUUCAAAGUCACGGUGAAGAGGAUAGUUUAGUGAUGUAUUCAUGGGGGAAAGACACCUUUAACAAACUGUCAGAACUGGGUGUGAAGGGACAGUUUCAUUCUGUACCAGGUCUAUAUCAUGAUUUAGACAAACAAACAUUACUGAAAGUCUGUGACUGGAUCAGUGAGCAGGUUCCACCAAGUUGAUAAUUGUAGCAGAGUCUUCAGACUUAUAUGUCAGAAUUUUAUAAUACUGCACAUUCAUACUUGAUCAGUUUUGAUUGAACAUUCAACAGUCAUGUAUAUUAUCGUACAUGCCUGAUACAAAUGAAUUAAUAAAGUAAUUUAGUAUUUUUCAAUCAAAGAAAACAGUUGUGCAGUAUUUUAAUUCAUUUAUAAAUAACUUUGAAGGUUAUAUGGCUGUAUAUAAACAGUUUGCUACUGUAUAUAGCCUUUUUCUUGUGGCUUUGUUUUUAUAUAAAAUUUCAACCAUUUAUACAUGGCCAUAAAACUCUGUCAAAAAAUAAUAAUAUAAUAUAUGACAGUAUUCCAGAUAUAUAGUCAGCAACAUUGAAUCAUUUUGAUUAUUACUGUAAAUUAUUUGGCACACCAGCUGAAUUCCAUAAUCAUUGUGAAAAGUAUUAUAAAACUUGAGAUGAGGCUGGUUGGCUCCUUCUUGGUUUAACUUUAAAAUGGACCAGUCACAGGAUCGCUUUCCAGAAUCUAUUCAUUUCUUAACUUUUUAUAGGAAUUUUAUAUUCAUACCAUAUAAAUGUCCUCAUAAAAAUGAUUUUUAUAGUUUCUCAAAUAUCAUUUUAUCAUGAAAGCACCAUGUUAUUUUAGUCUCACUAUUAACAGGAAAUACUGGAACAUUCAUAUAAACAGAAAAUGUUAUUUAAAAGUAUGUUUUUAUCAGGUACAGUGUGAUUAUGAAAUUUGUACCGAAAAUCAAUAAUCUUUCCAACGGUACAUUAAACAUGAACGUUCAUGGUGUAUUAUAGGUGUACUUUCAUGUGCAAAUCAUGGUCAAAUUCAGUUAUCUCAUUCACACCACAUAGUAACUCGUGCACACGACUUAAUUAUCCCGUGUGCACGACCACACGAGAUACAUAAAAACACACAUGUCACCUCUGUGCCACCGAAGGAACAUUUUAUUUUUGUCCCACGUUUU
Molecule: messenger RNA, 1766 nt
Organism: Ruditapes philippinarum (Manila clam)
Lineage: Eukaryota; Metazoa; Mollusca; Bivalvia; Venerida; Veneridae
Product: lysophospholipase-like protein 1
Exons: 5
Coding region: 104-802 (232 amino acids)
Biological process (GO): protein depalmitoylation
Cellular component (GO): cytoplasm
Molecular function (GO): carboxylic ester hydrolase activity; palmitoyl-(protein) hydrolase activity
Source: RefSeq, a predicted model, not a curated record